AUGUCCAACACUACCUACAACCUGUCCAAUAUGCAGAAUGCAUUGGUCGACUCGCCUUUUAGAGAAAUAAAAAUGCUUCCAUUAAAAACAAUAGUGUCAGUUAGAGCCAGUGAAUGGCAGGAAUGUCUCGAUCUCAUUCACAAACUUUGUUCAACAAAGUGGGAUUCGAAGCGUUGUGGAUGUUCUGCUUUUCUUCACAUUAAGCAAUAUGUCAGCUCAGAUGUUGUUACUUUUUGCAUGUCAGCAGAUUAUACAAAUCAUGUUCCUGGAAACAAAUCAGACCUUAGAACUUUGCCUUUGUCUUCUAAAGCUAUCAAAAUGAUUGAGAAUCUUCUUAAAGGAGGAAGCAAUUGUAGAAAUACUAGAAUUUCUGUUCUAAACCGGAUUGAGGAAUGGGGUUUGAAGAAUCUGUUAUACAUGUUUCAUUCAGAUGAAGACAGAUCUCUAGCAAUCUGGAUGAAUGAAAGGUUGCCCUCCCAAAAUUACUGUAUCUUCACUGCCCAGCUAUUAUCCUUUAAUGCCUCUUUGUUGCCUUUUGCAUUUGGAUUUCAAUCACCCUCCCAAAUUGCACUCAUGACAAUUUCCAAGUCAGUUUGCAUUGAUGCUACUCAUGGAAUCUCUGCAAGAAGUAUGGAAGUUCUUUACUCAAUCGUCACACACCAUCCGGAAACAGGCAAAGACAUGCCAAUAACAUACAUGAUCACAAAUGAUCAUAGUGCCACCCCUAUAGAUCAAUGGCUGGUACACCUCUACACAAAUAGUGGAUUUACAUCUACAAACAUUGCCAUUGAUUGUAGCAUAGCUGAGAUCAAUGCUAUCACAGCAGUGCUGCCUCAAGCUGCAAUCCACUUUUGCAACUUUCAUGUUCUUUGUGCCUGGCAGCAAAAUCAUGACAGCAAAGUGAAGUUAGAUGCGUCAUACACAUCAGAGCAGCUUGGAAAGUACAAGCAAGAUUUAAAGAAUGAUCUGAAAGAUAUUCUUGUUGAAUCUGAUGAGGAGAUGUUCCUGGAGAAAAUUGACUACUUUACAGAACGUAUUCAGAGAACAAUGGAGUUGUUGAGAAGAUGGGAAAGACUGUACAUACAGCCCAGCCAUCUACAAUACCUGACCAACAAUUAUAUUGAACCAUGGCACAAUCAGCUCAAGACGAUAUAUAUGAAUCGUGCGUGUGUUAGAAGACUAGACCGUUUGGUUUUCAUUUUGACAGAUGAUAUUGAAUUUUUCUACAGUGAAGAAGUGGAAAGAAUUCACAUCAACAAUGGAAGAAUGGGGCCAGUUGAGAACAAGCUAUCUUGGCACUCUUAUGCAGCCUCCCAGAUUCAAGAGGAUAUACUCCCUACUAUGAUCAUCAGCCCGUCUGAUGAGAUUAGAAACAGUAUGGAUGACUCUGAUGGGAAGUGGAAGAUCAAGUCGUUCAUAUCGGAAGAUUUGUAG
Molecule: messenger RNA, 1434 nt
Organism: Phycomyces blakesleeanus NRRL 1555(-)
Lineage: Eukaryota; Fungi; Mucoromycota; Mucoromycetes; Mucorales; Phycomycetaceae
Exons: 4
Coding region: 1-1434 (477 amino acids)
Source: RefSeq, a predicted model, not a curated record